UGGCGGUUUGGCCAGUCCCUCGGGAAUCGAGUCAUGUCGCGACCGAAGAAUCAAAAUUACAAGGGCCAUGGGUUGUCAAAGGGAAAAGAGCGAGAACAGAGAGUAUCAAUCCGAUUCAAGACCACACUUGUGAAUACGCUCAUGGACGUCCUUCGCCACAGGCCUGGCUGGGUGGAAGUAAAAGAUGAAGGGGAGUGGGAUUUCUACUGGUGUGAUGUCAGCUGGCUCCGGGAGAACUUUGACCACACCUAUAUGGACGAGCACGUGCGGAUCAGCCACUUCCGGAACCACUACGAGCUGACCCGCAAGAACUACAUGGUGAAGAACCUGAAACGUUUCCGGAAACAGCUAGAGCGUGAGGCGGGAAAGGUGGAGGCAGCCAAGUGUGACUUCUUCCCCAAAACCUUUGAGAUGCCUUGCGAGUACCAUCUGUUUGUAGAGGAGUUUCGCAAAAACCCAGGAAUCACCUGGAUCAUGAAGCCUGUAGCCCGGUCACAAGGGAAGGGCAUCUUCCUCUUCCGGAAGCUGAAGGACAUCAUGGACUGGAGGAAGGACACAAGAAGUUCUGAUGACCAGAAAGACGACAUUCCCGUGGAGAACUAUGUAGCUCAGCGUUAUAUCGAGAAUCCCUACCUGAUAGGAGGCCGCAAGUUUGACCUGCGUGUCUACGUGCUGGUGAUGUCGUACAUCCCUCUGCGGGCCUGGCUGUACCGGGAUGGCUUUGCCAGAUUCUCCAAUACCCGCUUCACACUCAGCAGCAUCGAUGAUCAGUAUGUUCACCUCACCAAUGUUGCUGUGCAAAAGACAUCUCCUGACUACCAUCCAAAGAAGGGCUGCAAGUGGAUGCUCCAGCGCUUCAGGCAGUACCUGGCGUCCAAGCAUGGACCCAAGGCCGUGGAGACGCUUUUCAGCGACAUGGACAACAUCUUUGUCAGGAGCCUGCAGAGUGUGCAGAAGGUGAUCAUCAGUGACAAGCACUGCUUUGAGCUGUAUGGCUACGACAUCCUCAUCGACCAAGACCUCAAGCCGUGGCUGCUGGAGGUCAAUGCAUCCCCAUCGCUAACAGCCAGCAGCCAGGAGGACUAUGAGCUCAAGACCUGCCUCUUGGAAGACACACUGCACGUCGUGGACAUGGAGGCCAGGCUCACGGGAAGGGAGAAGAGAGUGGGAGGCUUUGACCUCAUGUGGAAUGAUGGCCCUGUCAGCAGAGAAGAGGGGACUCCUGACUUAUCUGCAUCAGGGAACUUUGUGACCAAUACUCACCUCGGUUGUGUCAACGAUAGGAAAGCCCAGCUGAGGCAGCUGUUCCACUCCCUCCAAAGCCAGAAGAAAGCUUCAGGCUAAUUUCCAGGAAGGUGCCAGCCAGUCCUCACCCCACUCCCACACUCAGAGAUUCACCUUCCUCUGCCUUCUCUGGCCUUGGGCAGCUGUGCUGCUCAUUCUGGGCCCUCUGGGUACCCCACCCCCACCCUGGGUAUCUGCACCACAGACACUCACCCAGCCACUGAAUCCCCAGGACUGCAAGGGGUUUAACCUGGAUUAUUGACUGGGUGUCAGGCACAAAGAGGACUUGUGCUGGUUCAUGGGACGCACUUUGGACUACAUGAGAUCACGCCUGAAAAACGAGCAGCCCUUAGUUGGAGUGACUGUGCAUGUGGGGCUGGCUCAGGAUGCCAUAGUACAACUAAAUCCUCCUGGCUUUCACCCUUUGAAGUCUCAGGUCAGUGCCGAAUGGGUUCUUCAGGAGCAGGCUUCAGGCCCCAAGGAACUUACCAUAAGCAGCAAUUAUUAGAUUGUUCAUAGGGGACCUGGGUAAGGACACCAGAGACAGAGC
This is a messenger RNA of Condylura cristata (star-nosed mole), 1834 nucleotides long. It is a transcript of the gene TTLL9, whose product is annotated as tubulin tyrosine ligase-like family member 9. Gene Ontology annotation, biological process: microtubule cytoskeleton organization; protein polyglutamylation. Lineage: Eukaryota; Metazoa; Chordata; Mammalia; Eulipotyphla; Talpidae. Gene Ontology annotation, molecular function: tubulin binding; tubulin-glutamic acid ligase activity. Gene Ontology annotation, cellular component: cilium. The record is from RefSeq and is a predicted model, not a curated record. The coding region runs from base 34 to 1344 and encodes 436 amino acids. The transcript is spliced from 14 exons.